This is a messenger RNA of Acytostelium subglobosum LB1, 1161 nucleotides long. RefSeq lists its product as hypothetical. The transcript has a single exon. Bases 1 to 1161 code for a protein of 386 amino acids. Lineage: Eukaryota; Evosea; Eumycetozoa; Acytosteliales; Acytosteliaceae. The record is from RefSeq and is a predicted model, not a curated record.
AUGGAAUUGAGCAAGCUCACAGUUAGAGAGUUGAGGGAACAGUUGACCGCCAAGGGUUUGUCCGCCACUGGAUUGAAAGCCGAGUUGGUUAAGCGUCUACAGGUGGCCAACACCACCACCACCAAGACUGUAAAGAAGACUACUACCACUCCAAAGGAGACCGUAAAGAAGGUUGCCACCGCUUCAAAAUCAAAGGUCACCGCCAAGGCAAAGGCUGCCAAGUCCACCACUACCACCAGGAUGUCAACUCGUCGAACCAAGGUCGUGGAGCCCGAGGAAGAGGAGGAAGAGGAAGAGGAAGAGGAAGAGGAAGAGGAAGAGGAAGAGCAAGUGAUGGAGGUAGAAGAAGAGGAAGCUGAGGUCGAACAGGAGGACGACAAAGAGAUGGAGAAGGAAGAAGAAGAGGAGGAGGAAGAGGAGGUGGUGGUGGCCAAGCCCAAGGGCAAGAAGGGCAAGGAUGACUCGUAUAUCAAUGCUAUUGGUAGAGAGACGUUGCUCAAGGCAGACGAGGGAGUGGACAAGUUGGCAAUAACAGAUUCGGUGAUGGUCCAAAGGUUCACAUCGGAGACGAUCGGUUGUCAUGGUCAAUGGUUGGUGGCGCCCGCCAAGAAGAUGAUGGCACAUCUCUUCUCAGAUCUCCGAGGUCUUAUACUCGACACAUUGUUCGAACUCGCGCUAACCAAGUUUGGCGACGAGAAGACAAUCUACAUCACGACCGCCGCCGUGCGCGAGGUGUCGCAGGACCUCUUUGGCGACCUGGCCGCCAACGUGGACCAGGAGUGGGGCGACAAGACGAUCACCAACAGAUGGAAGCCACCAGCAAGGGAUCAGUCGAGCCGUGUGGACCGCGACUACCUUGUAAAGGUGGCCAAAACAAUGAUAAAGAAGCAUGCCAAGAAGAAUGAGGUGAUCAUCACACGUGAUGCCUACAUCCUGAUCGCCUUGGCCAUGGACAUUAUCCUGUCAUUCGUCUACGCCGAGAUCUCUGGCAAGAAGUUCAUCUCGCCAUCCGACAUCAAGACCAAAGUAGUCAACAAAGGUACCUGCUCACACAUCUUCAAGCAGUUCAAUCGCAACUAUGGCAAGUUCAAGAACUACACCAAGGAUGAGAUUGCUGAGCGCGGUGAGAAGAAUCGCUACAAACGUUAUGACGACUACUGA